CAUCACAAAGCGCUUUACAAGAUACGAGACUAUGUUGUUCUACUAGUCACAUAAAUACGCAUAGGAGAUUUAUGCUAAAGCUGCAGACAUAUCUGUCAUCCGACGAUUAACGCUAGAAGUUUAGUGACAAAACUACCGUCUUCUACAAUGUUUUUUUUUUACCUUCGCAUUAGUCACCAAUUUAAUAAUAUAAUAACCCCCUGUGCAAUUUCAUGGUGAAUAAUGAGAUAGCAUUUGCCGUCCGAUAAAAGUACAUACACAGUUUAAAAAAACAAUGCAUACUCUGCAGCUGUAAGAUCAGUGCACUUUUUUUUUUUUUUUUUUUUUUUUGAGCGUUUGCUCUUUCGGAUAUAUGCACGUGUCAAUGCAUGCAUGCAGUAAACUGCAAAUGCACCAAUCAAUGUGAGUCUGAAGAUGUGUGUGAUACUCCUGCGAGGUUCGCCUAUAAUAGUGUCCGAAAAUGAGGGGAAUAACAGCAACCAAAACCCCAGCACACCAAGAGCAUGGUGUCAAGCUGCACAAAAAUUCACUGGAGGAAUCAGCUCAAAACUGUGUGCAAUUCUUUCUACUGGGGAAGGUGAAAAAGCAGCAAAUCUCGCCGCUAAACAAGAGGGAGCGACUUUAGGGGCAUGCAACUGUAAGGAGCCUUGUACCUGUUCCAAAAAUAAUAUUGAUUUCUCUAUCCUGUAUUCAACAGACCUCCUGCCUGUAAGCAAUGGAGAUACAGCAACAAUAGCCUUUCUACAAGAAGUUAUGGACAUUUUACUUUCAUAUAUAGUGAACACAUUUGACAGGUCUACAAAAGUCAUUGAUUUCCACUAUCCAAAUGAAUUACUUCAAGCUAACAAUUGGGAACUUACUGACGAGCCAGAAACCCUGGACGACAUAUUAUUGAACUGCAGAUCAACGAUGAAAUAUGCUGUUAAAACAGGCCACCCCAGGUACUUCAAUCAGCUUUCUACAGGAUUAGAUAUGGUUGGUUUAGCAGCCGACUGGCUGACAUCUACUGCUAAUACUAAUAUGUUCACCUAUGAGAUUGCCCCAGUGUUUGUCCUGAUGGAAUAUGUCACUCUAAAGAAAAUGAGGGAGAUGAUUGGCUGGCCAGAUGGCAGUGGAGAUGGAAUAUUCUCACCAGGUGGAGCGAUAUCUAAUAUGUAUGCGAUGCUGGUAGCUCGAUACAAGAUGUUCCCUGAAGUGAAGGAGAAGGGAAUGUCAGCUGUUCCAAGACUGGUUGCCUUCACUUCUGAACAUAGUCACUUUUCCAUUAAGAAGGGGGCAGCAGCUUUAGGAAUUGGCACAGACAGUGUUAUUUUGGUCAAGGUCGAUGAGAGAGGUAAAAUGAUACCGUCAGACCUUGAACGAAGAAUAUUUGAAGCCAAACAGAAGGGUUGUGUGCCGUUCUUUGUAAGUGCUACAGCUGGCACUACAGUGUAUGGAGCGUUUGAUCCACUCAUUGCCAUCGCAGAUGUUUGCCAGAAACACAAAGUCUGGAUGCAUGUUGAUGGAGCCUGGGGUGGUGGAUUGCUGAUGUCCAGGAAGCAUCGAUGGAAAUUAAAUGGAGUCGAAAGGGCAAAUUCUGUCACAUGGAAUCCGCACAAGAUGAUGUCUGUCCCAUUGCAGUGCUCCGCUCUACUAGUCAGAGAAGAGGGAUUGAUGCAGAAAUGCAACCAGAUGCAUGCCUGCUACCUCUUCCAGCAAGACAAGCAUUACGAUCUGUCCUAUGACACUGGUGACAAAGCCCUGCAGUGUGGUCGCCAUGUUGACAUUUUUAAGCUGUGGCUGAUGUGGAAAGCCAAGGGCACCAUAGGCUUUGAAGCCCAAAUUGACAAGUGCUUGGAGCUCUCAGAGUACCUUUACAACAAAGUAAAGAACAGGGAAGGCUACGAAAUGGUUUUUGAUGAAAAACCUCAGCAUACAAACGUCUGUUUCUGGUACCUGCCACCGAGUCUUCGCUAUGUGGAAAACAAGGAGGAGAGAUUGAGACGCUUGAGUAAGGUAGCACCAGUAAUCAAGACCAGAAUGAUGGAGUAUGGGACCACAAUGGUAAGCUACCAGCCACAAGGAGACAAGGUGAACUUCUUUCGUAUGGUCAUCUCAAACCCAGCUGCAGCUUUUGAAGACAUUGAUUUCCUUAUUGACGAAAUUGAGCGACUUGGACAGGACUUAUAGGCUGGUGUUUUCGUAAAUGUCCUUAAUCGUUAGACAAAGGAAGCGUUUGUUGUGAAUGUACCAGUAUUUUAUUUUCUCCAAAAAUGAUCUAUUUCUGUAUUGUGGUGUAGCAAUGAACAGCAGUAUGUCAAGAACAGCUAUAAUUAAAUGUUAAGUUAAGCUUUUGUCUGUCCUUUGUAUCUGGACUAGAAAAUUGUAUUCUAUCUAGUUAAACUAAACUUACAUUGUUGAAAACAUGAAACUAGUUUAACGUGUUGAGCAAUUCAUUUGAGAUUACAAUGAAUGAUAGUAAGACAUGGGUAUCAUGAGAAGGAUGUGAAGGAAGAUGACUUUUUUAGAAGGAAUACUACUUACCUCAAACUUAAAACACUGUCUUUAAGAAAAAAAAAAGGUUCCAGCAGUCUUUCUGAGGUAGAAUCAGGUUUAUACGUGUGACAAUCUCUACAUUAUAAGCUUGAACCUUUAAGUUACAAGUUUGAAAUAGUAACAAAACCAUUGCACAAGCACACUGGAAACAAACCAUUGCACAAGCACACUGGAAACAAACCAUUGCACAAGCACACUGGAAACAAAGCAUUGCACAAGCACACUGGAAACAAAAACAUUGCACAAGCACACUGGAAACAAAACCAUUGCACAAGCACACUGGAAACAAGGUAGCACCUUGCUGAUAUCUAAAUCGUUUUUUUUCAGCAUUAGUAGUUGUUAUUAAACAGAAUUUGCUCUGUAAUGGCACAGACAAUUAUUUAGAGGUUUUUUGUGUUUAUUUUUGUUUCCCUCUAGCACAUUUCUUUAAUUGCCAAGCUGUAUUGCCAAAUAGAUUCACAGUAUUGAGAUUCAGUGCAAGUGCAUUUUUUGAUUAUCGGGGUCCUGGACUGAAUCAAAAUGAUGACGCUUCCGUAACCAUUACUGUACGUGACAGCAUUGGCAGCUUCUUAAACUUUGAUUUCAUUCAGGUCAUGUGUAAGAGGGCUCAUUUUCACACAUAGCAAGCUCAAGUAGUUUAUAACAGCGAGUGUCUCUCAGCUCUUGAAUAUCUACUGUCAUAUAUUGUAUACUUUCAUUUGGCUGAUUAAAUGUGUACUUAAUGAAAGCACAACUGAACACAGAUACAAAUGUUUAAGUUAAUUUAGGUAGUGAAUUGCUAUAUAUUUAUCCACAUUUGUAUUACUGUUAUAUAUUAUUUGACUUAUAUUGUUGUGAUUUAUUGUGAUCAAAUGCUUGGUAAUUGCAAUGUUUUAAUUUAAAUAUAUAUUGUGUAUUCAGGGUCAGGCUUUACUGAAACAGUGCUAUGGUGUCCAUCAAAAAUGUUGCAUAGCAAAACAAAGUAUAAGUUCUAUUUUUAGAACUGCAGUGCAGGUUGCAAAAUAUUGUGCCAAGCCAUUUUAAAACCCUGUGUUUAAGUAAUAUAGACGCUGUAUGAUGUGCCAAUAUUGUAAAGCUGAACAGAAAGUGUAUAUGUGUGUCUGUAACUGUGUUGCCUUUGUAUGUACUGGAUUACUAGCCAGUGUAGUCUCCUCAGACUGAGGCUGUGCACUUUAGAGUCUAUGUGUAAGGUAAAGCUCAACAAGCUUGUGCUCUGUGUAUGGUUGUGUAUUUCUUGAUGUCAGGAGUGUUAUAGUAUGCGUUACACACACUGCUUACAUUGCGGGUUCCUCAGUGUUGAGAACGUCCAGUCCGUAAUGUUGCAGUCUAACUUUAAACAUCUGCUUCCUGUAAUAUCAGAUUGAAGUGUUGCAAAAAGGGUUUGUGUUUUAAACCAGUUUAUGACUUUGUAACUGAUCACAGCUAUAGUGCGGGGGGGGGGGGGGGGGGGGUGCGUGUUUGUGUGUGUUUGCGUAUUUUGCAAAGUUAAGUAGAGUCUACAACUAAGCAACUUUAUUGAGCAAUUGCUUGCAUGGAAAAUCACAAUAUCCCAACACGUGUGGUGGUGGACAGCUGAAAUAACAGGCAAUCUAGGAAACAAUGACUCAGAAAUGGGACACAUACAAGCAGCUAAACAUAGAACAAUGCCCUGCAUUCCAUUAAUUCAACCUGGGGGUUUGGUUGCCUUUUAAUAAUCCUUUCUGUAUUACUGUGCAUACAAUGAUUAAUCGAUAACUACUGCUAUGACUGCUACUGCUUCUACUGCCUAUAUUACUACUACGACUCAUUUUACUUCUAUGACACCUUUGUAGUGCUUCAUUACUCGACUGCAGCAUGGCUGCGUUCUAUUGUUUCUGCUUAAAAAUCUUACUGUCUUGUGUUCUGCUAUAGCUUUGCAUGGUAUCGCUAGUAUAUAAUGGUAGUCAAAGAGCAGCUCACUAAUUGCCAAGUCACUUGCAAAGCUAAUUGUAAGAGUUGUGUAGCAUUGUACGAUCUGCUGUACUUGUGCUCUGUUUCGUACAGUCUGCACAGCUGUCUUUCUGAAAUGCAGUUCAGUAAGUAUGACAAUGAGAAGCUUGCUGUCUCCAUGCUUGUAUAUGUUCUUUGAAUGCAUUCGUCGUUAUUGAAGCCUUUAAAGCAAUGCUUGCUGUACCAGCCAAAAAAAAAAAAACAUACAUAGAUAGAUAUUAACAGUGCUUUACAUGUAUAUUUAGUGUAUUUUAUAUGACGUUUGACUUAGUUUAAAAGGCAAUCAGUUUAGCAUGCCAGCUAUGGUUCUGCUCUGCAUCUACUCUAGUUUACUAUGGCUUACCAUGGUUUUUAAUAAGCUUUACUAUGGCUCUGUGUGCUUUACAGUGCUUACCAUGCUUUGACUACUGUUACUACAUUCCUAUGCUUUUACCACUCUAAACUUUAAGUAAGGACCAUGUUGAAUUCAACUGAAAUUUUAAUUUCACAGCCUCGUACCAUGCAGCGCAACACUGCCAUGUAACCAACUUCUCAAAUGAUAUACAGGUGCAGGCAUCAAAGAAUUUCAUGGCAUUGCUACAGUCACAUUUGUGACAGUUUUUUGGAGCAAUCAAACUAAUUUAGCACAUUUGAUUUAAUUGUGUCCCACGGAAUUGCAACCCUUCAAAUGAAUCCCUUAGAACAUUAGCCAAUAUGAAUUUUAAAGUAACACUUAUAUGGAAAUAAACACAUCAGCUUAUUGUUUUGUUCAAGGUUAAAACCUGAGGACCAAGACAAGACAACCUGCUAUAUAAAAAUAAGAUGUAUCUAAAUUAUGUUGUACUAUUACUUUCUUGCAGUUUGCAUUACUAUGGGGCACAAAAAAAAAUUAUAUAUAUACCAUAUAUAUAUAUA
Polyodon spathula (Mississippi paddlefish) is the source of this 5397-nucleotide messenger RNA. Its product is annotated as glutamate decarboxylase 2-like. Gene Ontology annotation, molecular function: glutamate decarboxylase activity; pyridoxal phosphate binding. Gene Ontology annotation, biological process: GABA shunt. The transcript has 17 exons. Gene Ontology annotation, cellular component: cytoplasm. Lineage: Eukaryota; Metazoa; Chordata; Actinopteri; Acipenseriformes; Polyodontidae. The record is from RefSeq and is a predicted model, not a curated record. Bases 415 to 2169 code for a protein of 584 amino acids.